GCGGGCUUCACACAGAGAGGAAGCUGGGUUUUCCUCUUUUGUGCAUCUGCAGUUGAAGAGAGGAAGUUUUGUGUGUGUGUGUGCGUGUCUGUGUGGUUGUGUGUGGGUGUCUGUUCACAUGCUGCUUGUCCAGAGCUCAGCCGACGCUCCGAGGACGAGACCUCUGAGCUCUGAUGGACCUCUACCAGGAGGCCGUGCUUUAUCUAGAGACACAGGAUGUACCAGUGGAGACUGGUGCUGCAAUGGAGACCGGUGUCCUGGAGGAGGAUGUGCCCCUGGAGGAGCUGGUGUCUCCUCUCCUUUCACAAAGUAUGGACUUCCCCGCCAUCCCUAAGUCGUGCAGCCCGGAGGAAAUGUUGGAGAGGAGGCUCGUGGUCCUGAAAGGCAUCGUGGAGUGUGAGGAGGUGUAUCUGAGCGAGCUGGAGGCCCUGCUGAUGCCCAUGAAGGCUCUGCGGGCCUCGGCUGGGACGUCCCAGCCGGUUCUGUCCAGUCAGCAGGUCCAGACGGUUUUCUACCAGGUGCCCGAGCUCAGAGACCUGCACCAGAGCUUCUACUCCGCUCUGAAGGGCCGGCUGAGCGAGACCAGCCACAUGGGCUCCGAGCUCGCGGUGGGCGACCUGUUUCUGAAAUUGGUGAACCAGAUCGGUCUGUACGGGGGCUUCAUAGAAAACUAUGAGGAGGCCGUGGCAAUCGUGGGAAAGUGCACACAGUCGGACCCUCGCUUCCGAACUCUGGCCGAGAGAAUGAUGUCCAACAACACUGCAGACAAAGCUCGCGCCAAGUACACAUUUGAAGCUCUACUGUAUAAACCUUUGGACAGAGUCACUAGGACCACACUUGUGCUGCAUGACCUCCUGAAAACGACGCCAGCGGACCAUACAGAUCACGUGGCUCUACAGGAAGCUCUGAGGCUGUCCCGCGGCUUCCUGUCCGGCGUCAACGAGAGUUCACAGUCCAAACGAGAGGUCAUGCUCAGUCAUGGCUUGAGACGUCAGCUGAUGCGUGAUGGCUUCGUGGUGGACGUGAGCGAGGGCGAACGCAGCCUGCGUCACCUCUUCCUCUACACGGACCUCCUGCUGUGCACCAGGUUCAAACAGGCGACCAGAGGGAAGCAGGACCAGUACAGGUUCUGCUGGUAUCUUCCUCUCGCUGGUCUCAAACUGGGCUGGUCCUCAGACCAUGAACCGGACACGCGCCUGCAAGCCACAAGAACCAAGAUGUUCCUCCUCCGGCAGCAGCUGCAGCAACAAGCAGGAUCCAGAGGCCUGAUGGUGGCGGCUCGCACCCGGAAGAAACUGGAGCAAACGGAGCUGAUGCUGCUCACACAGUCGCCUCUUUUCAGACUGGAGCUGCACAGCCCCAGUGGAAAGAGUCACACUCUCCUCCUCCCCUCCUUGUACGAGCUCGAAGAAUGGAGAGAAGCCGUUCAUAAGCUCACCACACAGAACAUAGAAACGGUCCCUCCAGACCUGCUCACUCUCACCUGCACAUGUGUGAAACUGAGGAUGACCCAGCAGCCGCCGCUACAAUCCUCCAACCCCGUAGAGAACGAGGCCUCGUUGUGUGGGACUCUGAGCGUCGCGGUUCACUCUGCCUGUGGUCUGCAGCAGCCGGCCUGUGUGUAUGUGUGUUUGGAAGUGGACGGCUAUGAGUUUUAUGAUAAACAGGCCCAGACGCACUCUUCAGUCCACAGCAUCAACCCACAGUGGGACCAGGAGCUGUCCCUCCAGGUGGACGGGGCUCAGAACCUCAGGGUGGUCUGUGUGAGUCAGUCUGACGGACACGAGGACGCUGUCCUGGGAAAAACUGCUCUCAGGCUGGAGUCUAAAUCCCUGAGUAAGCGAUGGAGGAGACAGACGCUGCAGCUCGGCCCAGUGGAGGUGACCUUGUCCCUGAGGUACAGUCCCCACCCGCUGGAGCCGCCCAGCUCCACGGCCCCACAGCUCCCCAUCUUCUGCGUCCCCAUUGAAACCGUGGCUCAACAGGAGGGGGCGCUGGUUCCCCUUGUGGUGCGGUGCUGUGUGGAGGAGGUGGAGCGGAGGGGCCUGGCCGAGGUGGGAAUCUACAGGAUUUCAGGGAGCGCCAGUGAAAUCAACACGCUCAGGGCUGCGUUUGACAGCAAUCUGCGUGAGGCUGUGACCAGGCUGAGGAGCCUCGAGGUGAACGUCGUCUCCGGGGUUCUCAAGCUCUACCUGAGAGAGCUGCCGGAGUCGCUCAUCCCCUCGGAGCUGUUCCACAGUCUGGCCAGGACGCUGGACAUCCAGGACAUGAACACGCGACUCGUCUCCAUGCUGUCCCUCCUCCAGUCCUGUCCCGACACCAAACGCUGCACCUUCCUCUACCUCAUGCACCACCUGCAACGAGUGUCUGAGAGGCAACACGUCAACAAGAUGACUCUGCUGAACCUGGCCACAGUGUUCGGUCCCAGCCUGCUACGCCCCCCUGUGGCCGUGAAUAUCUCCCAAGAGGUGGUGGUGCAGGUCCAGGUGGUAUACUGCUACCUGCAGUGCAAUAACCUCCCUGAAGCCCAGAUCUCGAUGCCACAUGACCCUGAAGAGGAUGAGGAGACCACCCACACGUGAGACCACCCUCCAUGUCCCGGCCGACAGGAAAAUCCAAAUUGCCUCCUCAGACAGCAGAUGGACUCUGGCAGCUCGGAGUAACGUGACGCUGAAAUGUGGUUGAGGAAAAAUCAGGGGCGCAGAUGUUGUAUAAAAGGUCAGAGGUCGCCUCCCUGAGCCUGAAAUCCAAUCAGUUACGGUUCAAAUCCAACUAGACGGAGUUCAACACGAAGUGUACGCCCCAUAAAAUCCCUGCACACACACAGUGAGUUGAAAACCAACACACACGGCCCGUGGUCGACCCAUCCACACCACACAUGGGAGCCUUAUUUCAACCUCGCCACCUGGGCAGGCCGGGCUAGUGUUACCCCCCCAACCUUUUUACCCCAAAACCCCCCUCAGUCGUUUGAUCGCUAAUCCUGGACCCCCAGUCCAGCCCUGCCCUCCCAUUGCUAACCCACUGUAUGUGGAUGCCAUAACAACAUCCAGAACAGGUCUCAAACUGGAAGGAGGAGGUGGGAUCAGCCUGUUGCCCCGCGGCGUCGUAAAUCACCUGUCCCCUCCGACACGAUGGCUGCCAAAAUACGGUUCCGCUCGACGACUACAAAGACAGAAUGAGGUUCCCAUUGCAGACUACAAAGCCGAGGAAGGCCGGAGCCGUUUGUGACUGAGGACUGGAACAGACGACUGGUCGACACCUGGGACUGGUGGGAAAGUUUUUAUGGGAGAAGUCGGAUUCUGGUCCGGUGACCGCACGAGUUCCACAGGCAGAUUUACAUUUCCCAUCACCUCAUCAAAGAUAUUCGAGAGGAACUUCACAAAUACUUACCUUCUUACUGGUAGGCAUUUGCAUGAGGCCAUUUUUACGUAACAUUACCUUUUUUGUCUUGUCUGGGAGUUUUUGAAUUACAUCUCCUUAGUUUUAAGAAAAACUUUUCCCUCAGUUUCACUAAUAAUGAAACAUGAAACAUCUUAGACAAACCAUCAAGGGCCUUUGACAAAUGCAUUUCCCUCAAGUUAUAAUUUUCCAGUUAUGUUUCUACAUAGAAUAGAUUUUUCCAAAGAUUGAUCUCAUGGAUUAUGCAAAUAUUUGCCAUCAGUUUUAUUGAAGAUUGUUAACACAUGUGUUUUUAAAUUUUAGACAACUGUAUGCAAACAGACAUCAAUCCAUAUUAUUCCACAAGUGGAGCUGAAUUUAAUCAGUUUUUUAUUAUCUUGGAUUCUUAACUUAAGUGUAUUUUCUGCUCUAUAUUUAUAUUUUAUAUCUGCAUUUUAUUCAUGUUUUUAUAUCUAAUCUGUGCUGACUCAUCAGUAGUUUAGUCCUGCUGGGGACCAUCAAAAUAAAAGUCUGGUCAAAUUG
This is a messenger RNA of Platichthys flesus (European flounder), 3921 nucleotides long. RefSeq names its product active breakpoint cluster region-related protein. Gene Ontology annotation, cellular component: membrane. Gene Ontology annotation, molecular function: GTPase activator activity; guanyl-nucleotide exchange factor activity. Lineage: Eukaryota; Metazoa; Chordata; Actinopteri; Pleuronectiformes; Pleuronectidae. Gene Ontology annotation, biological process: positive regulation of GTPase activity; signal transduction. The transcript is spliced from 23 exons. The record is from RefSeq and is a predicted model, not a curated record. Bases 174 to 2582 code for a protein of 802 amino acids.